Molecule: messenger RNA, 3279 nt
Organism: Penicillium canariense
Lineage: Eukaryota; Fungi; Ascomycota; Eurotiomycetes; Eurotiales; Aspergillaceae
Gene: ams1
Product: alpha-mannosidase
Exons: 2
Coding region: 1-3279 (1092 amino acids)
Biological process (GO): oligosaccharide catabolic process; mannose metabolic process
Cellular component (GO): fungal-type vacuole membrane
Molecular function (GO): carbohydrate binding; alpha-mannosidase activity
Source: RefSeq, a predicted model, not a curated record
AUGGGUGGAGAACCUCCGCAUUUCGCCCCCGCCCAAGCUUCGCGAUCGCUGCCCCGCCUAGCGGAACGUCCGGUCGGCCAGCGCAUCACCAAGAUCUACACAGAUAGGCUGCGUCAGUUCACAGGUACUGGCCAGUACGAACAUCAGAAUCUGGUCUCGAAAUAUUACGAAGCGGUCAAUUCCGACGACAACCAUGUCAAGCUGUCGGUUUAUUCAGUGCCGAACCUGGAACGGCCGACCUUCGAGGAUGCGACUUCCCAGGAAUUCCGGCCGACUCGGGUUGGAGAAUCAUUUGGUCCUAGCUGGUCGACACACUGGUUCCGCAUUCAGCUCGCAGUUCCCCGGGAGAUGGCCCACAAGGAACGACUGGAGUUCCAUUGGGAUGCCAAUAACGAAGGCAUGGUGUGGACGGAGGACGGACACCCCUUGCAGGGGUUAACUGGUGGUGGAGAGCGAACUGAAUGGAUUCUCCCGACCGCCUGGCGUGAUGGGAAGUUGCAUACCUUCUAUAUCGAAAUGGCUUGCAAUGGGAUGUUUGGAAAUGCCCCGGGAGGUGAUUCGAUCCAGCCACCCAAUCCGAACAAGUACUACCAGCUCAACAAAGCACAAAUUGUUGCGGUCAACUUAGAAGCGCGGGCUCUCUACUACGACUUUUGGAUUAUCGGCGAUGCCGCCCGUGAAUUCCCUGGCGACUCUUGGGAAGCUCACGAGGCCAACAUGGUGGGCAAUGCCAUGAUGGAUGCUUUUAUUGCGGGCAAUGGAAGCCAGGACUCCAUCAAAGAGGCACGUAAGAUUGCGCAAAAGUACCUGGGUGAUAAAGUGGACAGUGCAGAUGUUUAUGCAUCCGACACCAACCCAUUUGUCUAUGCGAUCGGCCAUUGCCACAUUGAUACUUGCUGGCUGUGGCCCUGGGCGGAAACCAAACGCAAGGUCGCACGAUCGUGGUCGAAUCAGUGUGACUUGAUGGAACGAUAUCCCGAGCAUCGCUUCACCGUUUCUCAGGCCCAACAGUUUAAGUGGCUUAAGCAAUACUACCCAUCUGUGUUCGACCGUGUCAAGCGAUGGGUGCGGAAAGGUCAUUUCCAGCCAAUAGGCGGUAGUUGGGUCGAGCACGACACCAACAUGCCCAGCGGCGAAUCACUGGUCCGUCAAUUCCUCUACGGCCAACGAUUCUUCGAAAGCCACUUCGGAAAGCGCGCCACUACGUUCUGGCUGCCAGAUACGUUUGGGUACUCCACACAAAUCCCGCAAAUCUGCCGUCUUGCCGGAAUGAGCCGUUUCUUUACUCAGAAGUUAAGCUGGAACAACAUCAACACCUUCCCGCACACCACCUUCCAGUGGGUUUCCCUGGAUGGCAGUCAAGUGUUGUGCCAUAUGGCUCCCGCGGAGACUUAUACAGCGGAAGCUCAUUUCGGUGAUCUCAGGCGCAGUGUAACCCAGCACAAGUCGAUGGACAAGGAUAAAUCGUCCUUACUCGUCUUUGGCAAGGGGGAUGGUGGUGGUGGUCCUACCUUUGAGCAUCUUGAGAAACUGCGCCGAUGCCGAGGUCUUAGUGACAAGAUCGGCACUCUUCCAAAGGUCACAAUGGGCGACUCGGUUGACGACUUCUUUGACAAGCUGGAGGCAAAUGCUGCUGAUGGUACCGAGUUUGCGACCUGGUACGGCGAACUGUACUUCGAGCUGCACCGUGGUACCUACACUACCCAGGCCAACAACAAGCGCAACAACCGCAAGUCUGAGUUCUUGUUACGCGAGAUAGAGCUUCUGGCCACUUUGGCUACCCUCCAUGGCUCGGACAAGAGCUACAAGUAUCCUAAGGAGCAGAUCGAUGGAAUGUGGGAGGGCACCCUCCUCUGUCAAUUCCAUGACUGCUUACCGGGCAGCUCUAUUGAGAUGUGCUAUGAUGACUCGGAUAAGUUGUAUGCUGAGAUCUUCACAACUGGUCAACAGCUGCGAAAAGAUGCCCUUGCUGCAUUGGGUGUCACUGGCAGCACUGCUCUGGUAGCUCUCAAUACUCUUCCUUGGCCUCGCUCGGAGGUAGUGAAAAUUCCCGAACCCCUUGUGGCCUGCAAUGGAUCCAAAUAUGCUCUGGUCGACGGCUCGACUGGUGUUGUUGCAUGCCAGCCUGUUGACUUCAAGACCACAACUAGAGUGACCGUGUUUGAAACCCGACCUGGUGUAUUCCGUCUGCAGAAUGGAAAACUCAAGAUCGAUGUCCAGGAUGGUGUAAUAAUCUCCUUGUACGAUGUCGAAGCCCAGAGAGAAGUUAUUUCCAAGGACGGAAAGGCCGGUCAACUGGUCAUUUUCGAUGAUAAGCCUCUUUACUGGCAAGCCUGGGAUGUGGAGGUGUUCCACCUCGAGUCGCGAAAGGAGCUUCCUCCUAGCAAAACUACUAUUGCGGAGAAUGACCAGAACCGAGCGAGUGUUGUAACGGAGACCAAGAUCAGCGACAAAAGUUGGAUCAAAACCACCAUCAGUCUUUCGGCUUCUGUCUCCUCUGAACCCUCGUUGGUCGAAUUUGAGAGCGAGGUCGAGUGGCAGGAAACCAUGAAGUUCCUCAAGGUUGAGUUCCCGGUGGAUGUGACGAACACGGAAGCAUCUUACGAAACUCAAUAUGGUAUCGUCCGACGCCCGACGCACUACAACACAAGCUGGGACAUGGCCAAGUUCGAGGUGUGUUGUCACAAAUGGGCCGACCUUUCGGAGCACGGAUACGGCGUCUCGAUUCUCAACGACUCCAAGUACGGAUUCGCUACCUGUGGCAACCUGAUGCGCCUCUCGCUGCUUCGUGCCCCCAAAGCUCCAGACGCCCAUGCCGAUAUGGGCCGUCACCGUAUCCGCUACGCCAUCCUCCCCCACUCUGGUGGACUUGAUGCACGGACAGUCCGCGCCGGCUAUAACUUCAACCAUCCGCUGGCUGUGGAGCAGGCAAGUUCCCAUAUUUCCAGCUAUAACGCCGCCUUCAAGUCUGUUUCCAUUCAGGGCGGGUCAUCGAUCAUUUUGGACGCUGUCAAGCGUGGCGAGGACGACGAAGACGUCUCUACCGGUGGCAUCCCCUCACGUCCUGGCAAGAGCGUGAUUCUGCGCGCCUAUGAGUCCUUGGGUGGGAAAGCGCGUGGUUCGAUCCAUAGCUCGUUGCCUGUCAAGCGAGUCUGGAAGUGCAAUGUCCUUGAGGAUGACCAGGAAGAAUUGGAGAUUCUUAAAACUAGGGAGGGAUCCACCACCGUGGAUAUCGAGUUACGGGCGUUUGAGAUUGCCACUUACCGGCUCCAGCUGUGA